This is a messenger RNA of Peromyscus leucopus (white-footed mouse), 6105 nucleotides long. RefSeq names its product zinc finger DHHC-type palmitoyltransferase 8 (gene Zdhhc8). The record is from RefSeq and is a predicted model, not a curated record. NCBI's taxonomy places the organism in Eukaryota, Metazoa, Chordata, Mammalia, Rodentia, Cricetidae. Bases 3418 to 5493 code for a protein of 691 amino acids. Gene Ontology annotation, biological process: protein palmitoylation. The transcript has 10 exons. Gene Ontology annotation, molecular function: palmitoyltransferase activity.
ACACAUGCACACACACACGCCAGUCCCUAGCAGGAAAGGGUCUCUAGGGCUGUAGCAGGUAGAGCUGUGCUGCCCGCUGGAAGCCAGAUGCCCCACAUCUGCAGGCAGGGCCUCUAGGCUGCCUGACUUUUUCUGACCCUCCUGCAAGAUCAGGACUCAAAGUGGUGCCUGCAGGGGUCUGUGGGCUGCCUCCAGCUGGGGCCUCUUGAGGCCAGCCAGGGUGGGGCUGGCCCGGGGUGUCUGGCAGGCCCAGGCUGGAGCAGGAUGGAUUCCACAGGCAAGCGUGUACCUAGUGCUCUUGUGUGCCACGUCCUUUGGGAAGGCUGGCGUGUCCUGAGUAUUCUCCUGUGUCUUUGUGUGUUCACACAUCCUUUCAGUCUUCGGUGGUCCUGUGUGUGCUCAUGCUUUCAUGCUUGCCCUGUCCUUGGAGGCAGUGGGAAAGGAAAGCCCAGAGAGGCAGAGAGCUUGCCUGAGUCCCGGGGUGGUGGGCAGCCGACCUAGGUUAGACGAGCCUGAGCGGGGAGGAGGAGGGGUGUACCACACGAUGUGUUCAUGUGCGCCCAUGCAGCCGUCUCUGGGCAUGAGCACAUGUGUGGGUAUGUCUGUGUGGUGUGUGUGCCUGCAUAAGUGUCUGCAUGCACGUUGUCCAGCCUGUGCCUGUGUUCCUUGUUCAUACAUGUGGAAUGGUGGUCUGUGCUUUCAUACAUUUGUGAGCUGCAGUUUCGUGCUGCUGUGCGUACAUGUCUCUGUGUCUGUGCUGUGGAGCAUGUGUGUGUUCACAUGUUUUCGUGUCCGUGUUUCUGCAUGUGCCAGUAUGUGGUGUGCUCCUCCCUACAGCCCCCGUCCCUGCCCAGCACACAGGCUUUCUGAGUCCGGACCCUAUGCAGACCCUGGUGGGGAGACCACUAGGCCUUUUUUCCUUAAGAGGGGCUGCCUAGGCCAGAGGGCCUCCAGCAGCACCUAGAGAGGACAGAUGCUUGGUCCUGGACCCGGGUCAAGCUUUUGGGGUUAGAAACGACGCAGGGCCGGUGACGUAGCGACUUUCCCACUCACAGUGCAUCAGGCCUGCGGACUCCUUCUGACGCCCACUGUCCCCGCUGUGUGUAUACAGGUGGUGCUCAUGCUGGCCGGAGGCUCCCCAGCAUGUGGCUCAAGGGCUGCCCCUUUGCUCCCAGGCAUCUCACUCAGGGCAGCCGUCCAUCUGGGCUGCUAAAGAGCUUGAGGCUCAGGGGGCUGGUGGGGAACACUCUUGAGCCCUGGGAGCUAGGCCCUUUCUAUUUCAUAGGAAGUGCAUCCCCGAGGCUAGCCCACGAGAAAGCCAGGAGUCAGCCUGGCCCCAAUACCUGUGGUCUUCAGCUUCUUGUUUAUAAAGAGGGAGACGUCAUGGCUGGGAACACCAAGGGCUUCGUGCGGGACAAGGUCUUGUAUGGACCGAACCCGUGCCUGGUCUCCCCAUGGACACCUCCACUUGUUUCUUCUUCCACACCUGUGUCCGUCUGUCCUUUACAGCCACCCUGGAACCCCUCACCACUUCCGCAGGUGCCACCAGGGUUUCAUGCAAUAUAUUCUGCUGACUUUCUAACAUGGGGUCCGGAUUUUUACUUUGUAUCGGUGUGGAACCAGCCCCUCCCAUCAUCCAUGGCAGGGAGCCGGUGUGUUCUACCCAAGUCAAGCUGGAGAGGACUCUGUCGUAGCAGGCCUGACUGCUUCUCUCAGGGGUGUCCCCCUGCCUCCUGAGCCCUUCACUGCUGAGCUGGCCAUACCUUAGGGCGCCACCAUUGCUUUGCUGAACAUGGUCACAGACAUGUUUUAGUGCCAUCUGCGUUCCAGUCGGGGAUGGGAAAUACAGAGUGUGGCGUGUGUGAGGGGUGAACUCUCCAGGCUGACAGGUUGGGUGUGAUCUCCUGCUGGACACGAGUGGCCGUGGCCUGUCUUGUCAUGCUGUAUGUCCAUACUGGCCCAGGGAAGAAGAUGGGGUGUCAUGGCUGGUGGACCCGUAGAGGGUGCUGCCGUGGGAAGCAGGAGCUUUAAAUAGCCUCUUGCUUCCCACUAAAAAUAGUUCUGCUGCCAUGGAGGUGGUUGCUGGGGCGGCGGGCCUGGCUCCUGGCCAAGGCAGGCGUGGGCGCACAGCGUGGACUGUGCACUCGGGUGGCGGGUAACUGCAGGCCCUGCAGACGGCCACCAUCGCUCCGUCUUGUGGUUAGGGCAACCAUGAGGGAAUCCCCACUGGCCUGGCUCCACAGAGGACCAGACACAGGCAAGAAAGGAAAGCCCUGUGUGUCCCUACCACCCGUCUCAGCAGCCAGGGACUCCGAAGAAAACUCUGGGAGCCCGAGGCCAGGGGAGCUGCUUGAACCCAGCGGGUGGCCUUCAGUAGCCACUGCAGGGUCAGGACGGGGGCUUAAGACCCGCCAUGUCACUGUGGAGAGGAUUCUGGUCAAGCCCCAUCAGGGCCGAGGCAGGUGUGUUUGAGGGAGAUGUGCAAAGCCACUGCAGAAACACUACAGAGAGAAGCCUUCUGGAAGGCUUCCUGGAAGAGGCGGCAGCAUUGGCUCCGGGUGCUGUGCGAUGGUGAGAGAUGGGAAGGGUAGGGGCAUGAGCUUCUCCAGGGUUUGUAGGUCUCCUGUGCUGCCACCUGGCGAACCCAAAAGAAGGGACUGCCAGAACUGGGUCUGUGCCUCGCCAGAAAAGGAGGCUGUCCCACAGGCACUGGCUGAGGCUGUCCACACCUCAGAAGGCGCCCCUGCUGAGGAACUAGACACAGCUCCUGGGUAGCUUGCUGGCCUCUGAGUUCUCAGUUCCUGUCUGGGGCUCUUAGGAGUAUGGCAGCCUGGGCAAGUUGCUUUUGGGUUGGCUUAGCUCUGUGGCCACCCCAGUGCUGUGGCCCUAGGCUGAUGGUCCUCUCCAAGGUAUGUCCUCAGCUGUGAAUUGUGUUCCAGACAUGGCUCUGGGGGUUGCCAGGGCCAGAGCUAGCCCAGCGGGCUUACACUGGGCAACGGUGGAGACGGCCAAGCUGGAGCGAUGGGCUAAGAGCUGCCUGUGUGACUGCCCGCGGCCCUGCCGGCGGCCUGGCGGGCCCAGAUGCAUACAUUUUGCGCCUUACAGCCCUGACCUUUCCUCCCUCAGGCCCCCAGACCCAGCUCUCUGCCCAUUGCCCAUUGCAGGUGCCCAUGGUUGACAAGAGCUGUGUCUCCAGCUAUUCCUGUCUACAAUGGCAUCCUCUUCCUCUUUGUCCUGGCCAACUUCAGUAUGGCCACCUUCAUGGACCCUGGCGUCUUCCCCCGAGGAAACUCACCCUCCUGUACUCUUGCCACCCUCCUGGGCUCCUGACGUUCAGCGGACGAGGACGAGGACAAGGAGGAUGACUUCCGGGCCCCGCUGUACAAGAACGUGGACGUGCGGGGCAUCCAGGUCCGCAUGAAGUGGUGUGCCACGUGCCACUUCUACCGCCCACCGCGCUGCUCACACUGCAGCGUCUGUGACAACUGUGUGGAGGACUUCGACCACCACUGCCCCUGGGUCAACAACUGCAUCGGACGUCGCAACUACCGCUACUUCUUCCUGUUCCUGCUGUCGCUCAGUGCGCACAUGGUGGGUGUGGUGGCCUUCGGCCUGGUCUACGUGCUCAACCACUCAGAGGGGCUGGGAGCUGCCCACACCACCAUCACCAUGGCUGUCAUGUGUGUGGCCGGCCUUUUCUUCAUUCCUGUCAUCGGCCUCACUGGCUUCCACGUGGUACUGGUCACGCGGGGGCGCACCACCAAUGAGCAGGUGACUGGGAAGUUCCGCGGGGGUGUGAAUCCCUUCACCCGAGGCUGCUAUGGGAACGUGGAGCACGUGCUAUGCAGUCCCCUGGCGCCCCGGUAUGUGGUGGAGUCCCCCAGGAUGCCGCUCUCGGUGAGCCUAAAGCCACCCUUCCUGAGGCCUGAGCUCCUGGAUCGAGCUGUGCCCCUCAAGGUCAAACUUAGCGACAAUGGGCUGAAGUCUGGCCGCAGCAAGUCCAAGGGCAGUCUAGACCAGCUGGAUGAGAAGCCCCUGGACCUUGGACCUCCACUGCCCCCCAAGAUAGAAGCUGGCACCUUUGGAAGAGAUCUGAAGACCCCAAGACCUGGCAGUGCUGAGAGUGCCCUAUCAGUACAGAGGACCAGCCCCCCAACACCGGCCAUGUAUAAGUUCCGGCCAGCUUUCUCCACUGCUCCCAAGACGCCCUUUUGUGGACCCAGUGAGCAGGUCCCAGGCCCUGACUCCCUUACUCUGGCAGAUGACAGCACCCACAGUCUAGACUUUGUGUCCGAGCCCAGCCUGGAUCUCCCAGACCACGGGCCCGGUGGUCUGCAUCCUCCCUACCCCCCUUCCCCACCCCUCAGUGCCACGGAUGCCUUCUCAGGUGCCUUACGCUCCCUGAGUCUCAAGGCUGCCAGCCGGCGGGGUGGGGACCACGUGACCCUACAGCCACUGCACUCUGAAGGUGGGCCCCCCACACCUCACCGUGGUCUCUUUGCCCCCCAUGCACUGCCCAACCGCAAUGGCAGCCUGUCCUACGACAGCCUACUUAACCCCGGCUCACCCAGCGGCCACGCAUGCUCCACACACCCCUCUGUUGGCAUGGCCAGCUACCAUUCACCCUACCUGCACCCUGGGCCAUCAGAUCCACCGCGGCCCCCACCCCGCAGCUUCAGCCCUGUGCUGGGUCCCCGGCCUAGGGAACCCUCUCCUGUGCGCUAUGACAACCUGUCUCGGACCAUCAUGGCCUCUAUCCAGGAGCGCAAGGACAGGGAAGAGCGUGAACGGCUGCUGCGCUCCCAGACUGACUCACUCUUUGGCGAUUCUGGUGUCUAUGACACACCCAGCUCCUACAGCCUGCAACAGGCCAGUGUGUUAGCAGAAGGUCCCCGUGGCUCUGUGCUGCGCUAUGGCUCCAGGGAUGACCUCGUGGCUGGGCCUGGCUUCGGUGGUGCCCAAAAUCCUGCCCUGCAGACAUCAUUGUCCUCACUGUCGAGCUCCAUGAGUCGGGCACCGCGGACAUCUUCUUCCUCCCUGCAGGCUGACCAAGCCAACAACAAUGCCCCGGGACCCCGGCCUGGCAGUGGUUCACACAGGUCACCUGCCCGGCAGGGCCUGCCUUCCCCACCAGGCACUCCCCGAUCUCCCUCUUACACGGGCUCCAAGGCUGUUGCCUUCAUCCACACGGACCUCCCGGACCGGCCACCCUCACUGGCUAUGCAGAGGGAGAGGAGGCUACCCAAGCCUGGUGUGGACACAUCAACAGGAAAGAAAGCCCUGCCUCCACAAGCUUGUGCUCCGGCCUCUGCCUGUUCAUCAACUUAUCUACUCACGGGGCAGACGGAUCCAAGGCUGUGGGCUGUGAUGGGGACCUGGACCGCCUCCUCCGUCAGCCAGUCUCAGCCCUGCACCCUAUUGCCCUCAGUCCCCAAGGCCAGUCCCCAACAGUCCCACGGGCCCACUCUGUCCUUUCUGGAUGGGCUGCUCUAGCCCUGUGUUCCCAGCUGCUCCUAAUACACGGCCUUUCACUGGUGGCUGGUAGCUUGUUGCUUGGCAGGGCCUAUGCUCUGCAGGGAGUGUGACCCCGGCCUGCUCUGGGUUGGGAUGGACGGACGGACGGAUGAUCCAGCUGUAGCAGGGGUCCUCGUUCCCUGUGUCCCUGUCUUGCCUGGCUGGUGGGUCUGUGUCCGUGUCUGUAUGCUGUGCUGCCGUGCCUCGUCUGCGUCCUCGCGCCCGGCUGCCACUGUUCUCUCAUCAAAGCCUUAACUUCUGCUUUAUGCUCUUGUGGGAGGUGAUGGGAGGGUGGUAGGCCAGAGCAGGGCGGGGACCAGAUGCUGCCCCAGGGACUGGUGGGGCCUGGAGCCCCCCUCACUCACUCUCAGGCCUACCCUGCCAAACUGGAGAGUCCUCACCCCAAAGCGAACAGAGUUCCCAGCAUUGGCUUGGCCAGUGCCGCUGGAAAGUCUAUCAGGGCGGGUCAGUUCUCCCCCUGGCACCAGGGACCCGAGUAAGCACAUGGCAGCGUCCGCUUGCAUUGUCUGUUUUACGUUUUUAUAUUUACAUCUAUAUAUCUAUAAUUUUAUUAAAAAAAAGGAAAAAUCA